ACAAAUCUUGUGUAUUAUUUAGAUAUAGAUCUAGGCCUAAUUAAAAUUAUUAAAUUUGUAAUAGAUCUACUUAGAUAAUAUUAAGUACGGUAAAACGUUAGUUUAGCGUCGGAAAUUAUCCGGUAAUUUUUUGGUUCAAUGUUGUAGUCAGUCAAGUCAAGUCACAAGUAAGUGACAAUUUUACCCUUCAAUUACUAUUGAGAGAAAUCUCAGAUAGUAAAUAAUGCACAAUAUUCAUCCAGAUAUAAAGUCAUUGGAUUCUGUGGGCUGAAAGAUAUUUUGAAUAAAAAAAUGUUGACUAAUGCUUGUACAGAAAGUAAUUUUAGAAAAUGAUGCUGGGAAACUGAUAUAAUAAAAAAAAAUUAAUCUUUUGUAAGCUUCAAUUGUUUAGUGUGACGAGAACAAUGAUGAAUCGCAUUUUUCCACGAACAAGGUUUCUUGGUGUCUUUGUGGUCAUCUUCACAUUCCUUCUGGGUUUGAUGAUUAGUGAUUCUUUGCGUGAUUGUGACGGUCAGGAACUCACUGCCACAAAAAGUCUUCUUAAAAAAUACGCCAAUCGACUGGAAGAAAUGAAAUCUGAUCAGAUAAUUCUCCGUAAAAAACUCUCUGAGGCAGAAGAACAACUUGUGGCUGCUGGCAGUUCACAAAGAUGGGUUAAGGGUUUACCUGUCAUUUAUCUUAUAACCCCAACAUACACUAGACUAGAACAGAAAGCGGAAUUAACACGAUUUAGUCAUACCCUGAAGCUAGUCAGAAAUGUACAUUGGGUUGUUAUUGAGGAUACAGAACAAAAAAGCCAGCUGGUCACAAAUUUUCUACAACAAACAGGCCUUAAUUACACUCAUUUAAAUGUGAUAACACCAGCCCAGUAUAAGCUGGCUAAUGAGGAUCCAAACUGGUUGAAACCAAGAGGGGUUUUGCAGCGUAAUGCUGGCCUGGAUUGGCUUUUGAAGAACACUUCACCGGAACAGCCUGGUGUUGUGUACUUUGCUGAUGAUGAUAAUACAUACAGUUUGAAACUUUUUGAAGAGAUGCGUUAUACCAAGAAGGUGUCUGUAUGGCCUGUAGGUCUUGUAGGUUAUCUUCGUUAUGAAAGCCCAGUUAUAAAAGAUGGAAAGGUUGUAGGUUGGUUUACUUACUGGAAGCCGAAGCGGCCAUUUGCUCUGGAUAUGGCAGGUUUUGCAAUCAAUCUUAAUCUCAUUCAUAAUUACCCUGAUGCCAGAUUUUCAAAUUUUGUACAGAGAGGAUAUCAGGAAUCUACAUUGUUAUCUGGCAUGCAGAUAGUUUUAGAAGAUUUAGAACCAAAAGCUAAAAUGUGUACAGAGGUCCUAGUUUGGCAUACAAGAACAGAAAAAAGCAAAACGAAGAAUGAAGAAAAAAUGGUAAAAUUAUAUGGAGCUGGGUCUGACCCAAAUAUUGAAGUUUAAAUGAUCUGUAAUUGUUUGUUGAACGGUAAUGAAAAAUUGUCUUCCAUAGAUUUUGCAUAAAAAAGAAAGGUGCUAAGUUAUUUUUUGUGAAUGGCAAUAGUAAUUUUUAAAAAAUUCUGACCUAAUGCUUUCAGUGUUUUUGCUACUAUACACAAUACUCAAUAUUUAAAUUAUUUUUGAAAUGUCCAACUAAAGUUGGAAAAAUAUUUAGAAAAGAACAUAAGCUCAUCAAUUUGUUGAAAUUAUCAAAUGUAUAUUGUUUUUUUUUAAUGAAAAAUUGUGUGAUCUAAAAAGAAGUGGUGUUUUAAAAAUGCAUAAUAGUCUCUUUAUUAUAUAUCAAUAUGAAAAGCAAACAUGAUCUUCACUUUACUUAUCCACAUUUCUAUUUAUUUGUCUACUCUGACAUUGUUUUAAUGUAUUUUAUUUGGAAAUGCCACGUUGUUUCUUAAGCAUUUCAGCUCACGUGUAUUAUUGUCAAUGCUUUAUUAUCAAUUUAAAAUCUUUAAUUGUAAUUAUCUAUCUAGAAGAUGCAGUUAGUAUUUUUUGUUAUUAAAAAAAAGUAUUCUAUCCUUCAAACCUGAUGUUCAGUUGAGCAGGUGAAGUAGAUCUUACCUGAUUCCUUGAACUUAAUUUUCUCUAAUUAAUGUCAGGUAUUUAUCAGAGCUGGGUAUACUCAGGAACAUCCUACCUACUCUAGUACAGUAUCUAAACUUGAGACUUUCAUAUGCUUUAUAACCUGGCCACGCUGUUAACUUUUGUCCUUUCUAGUAAGUAAAUUAUUUAUUAAAGAGAAAUAACAAAGUAUAUAUUUCAAAAAUAAAUACACAGUAAAAGAGUUUUAAGAAUCUGUCUAGGCCUAAUUGUUAUUUAUUCAUUGUCAAUGAUAAUGGCCGUUAAGUUGUAAUUUUUUUAAAACUUAAACCGGCUGACUAUUCAUAGACAAAAUGUUAAAGGUAGUUUUUAUAUAUAGCCACUGAGCUAUACUUUGCUAAAUACUAUGUCAGCAGUGUUCAUUCAUAAAACGAAAAUGAGUUUUUGUGAUCAAUGCGUUAUAACCAUUUAAGCUUUUUCACUGAAUAUCUACUAUACUGUUGAAGAAUUUUGUGUUUGCUUUAAAGUUGUGUUGAACUAUUCUACUGUAUUUAAAUGAAAACCUUGGAACUGAGCUGUUGAAGGAUGAUAAUGAUGUACACCUAUAUCACACUAUGUGCAACUGUUUACUUAUAUAAAAAAGUAUAACACUUGCUAAUAGGUGGAAAUGUUUUAUAGGCUAGUAAUAAUAAGCAAUAUACAAUAUUUAUAAAUGUUUAUUCUGGUGAUAAAUAUAGUAUUAAAAUUUAAAUUUGUGAAAAAUAAUUUAAUGUGCCUUAGGCUCAGAGUGAACAUUUUUAAAUGUGAAAUAAAAAAGAAAACAGAUUUUAUAUACUUUAUAUAUUUUUAUGAGCACAGCGGAUUAAUUUUUAUUAAGUUAUUGAAAUCUUUAUAAAACCUUUCAUUAUACUUAUACUUCACUUGAUCAAAACAUUUGAUAUGUUUUGCAAUUUUGUGUGUUUUACGUUGUGUGGAUUUGCAUCUUUCUUUUUGUUGAUGUACUAAAAUAGCUUGUAAAACUUGAGGUUGAAUCUAUCAAAUUGUAUUGCAUGGUUUUUAAAUACCUUUUUUUAUAACUCUAGGUUUGUUUAUUUCUGGGACUUUUAAUCUUUAACAUUGUGUAAGCAAAGCAGCUAUGACAAAAUAUUUUUGCAUUGUGCUUUAACAUACUUUUUAUGUACUAUGACUUAAUAGAAUUAUCUAUUAUUGCACUUUUUUAUUUUUUUGUUUUAUAAAUAAAUUGAUUUAUUUUGCACCUUG
Messenger RNA from Physella acuta, 3278 nucleotides. Its product is annotated as galactosylgalactosylxylosylprotein 3-beta-glucuronosyltransferase 3. Gene Ontology annotation, cellular component: Golgi membrane. The record is from RefSeq and is a predicted model, not a curated record. Gene Ontology annotation, biological process: carbohydrate metabolic process; chondroitin sulfate proteoglycan biosynthetic process. Gene Ontology annotation, molecular function: galactosylgalactosylxylosylprotein 3-beta-glucuronosyltransferase activity. Lineage: Eukaryota; Metazoa; Mollusca; Gastropoda; Physidae.